Messenger RNA from Pseudoliparis swirei, 2038 nucleotides. It is a transcript of the gene dolpp1, whose product is annotated as dolichyldiphosphatase 1. Gene Ontology annotation, biological process: lipid biosynthetic process; protein N-linked glycosylation. Gene Ontology annotation, molecular function: dolichyldiphosphatase activity. The transcript is spliced from 8 exons. Lineage: Eukaryota; Metazoa; Chordata; Actinopteri; Perciformes; Liparidae. Gene Ontology annotation, cellular component: intracellular membrane-bounded organelle; endoplasmic reticulum membrane. The record is from RefSeq and is a predicted model, not a curated record. Bases 12 to 728 code for a protein of 238 amino acids.
GUCCGGGUAAGAUGGCGUUGGAAGAGCAGUGCUCGGCACCGUCUCGAUGGCGGUCCGUAUCUCUGACACACAUCGAGUUCCCGGAAGGCGAUCUGACGGGACAAUUUCUGGCCUACUUCAGCCUCCUACCCAUUGUGAUCCUCGUGGGGUUUGUGACACUCAUCGUGUUUAAACGGGAGCUGCACACGAUUUCCUUCUUUGGUGGCCUCAUCCUGAAUGAAGCGGUGAACUGGGUGCUGAAGCACAUUCUCAGAGAGCCGCGCCCUUGUGCAGGAGCUCACAACACCCUGCACACAGAGUAUGGGAUGCCCUCCAGUCACUCCCAGUUUAUGUGGUUCUUUGUUGUUUACUGCUUUCUUUUCCUUUAUUUAAGAAUGCAUCAAACGAACAAUGCUCGAUGUGGGGACCUGCUGUGGAGACACAUACUGUCCAUCAUCCUGUUGGGCAUGGCCUUAUUCGUCUCAUAUAGCAGGGUCUACCUGUUGUAUCACACCUGCAGCCAGGUGUCCUAUGGCGCAGUGGCCGGUUGUACGAUUGGCGUCGUCUGGUUCUUUUUCACACAAGAGAUGCUGACACCAUUAUUCCCCAAAAUAGCAGCAUGGCCAAUAUCAGAGUACUUCCUGGUGCGAGACACGAGUCUGAUUCCCAACAUCUUGUGGUUUGAGUAUACAGUGACCAGAUCAGAAGCAAGGAACAGACAACGAAAGCUUGGAACAAAACUUCAGUGAGCUGCACAGUUCUUCUGUGACACAGAGUUCAAGACCACACACACACACACACACACACACAUACACACACAAAAUAAAUGCUCACUCGACAAAAACACACUGGAGAACCAUCUUUUGGACUGACGUGGUUGCAAGGAGUAAAGGGCAAACCCCGUUUACAGGCGGCGUGAGAGGGCCCGGAGCCGCCCCGGGGCCCCCGGCCUCAGCAAGUCUGUCCACACGCUCCUCCUCCUCCUCGUGCAGCUUGACCCAAAUGCUCUUCAAUGCAUGCAAGACUGUGCAAGAGGCAUGCUAUUUAAUCAUAGAUUAAUAUAUGAAUUUAGUUCUCCCUGUAAACGCACGCUGACGAUAACAACGUACUGUUGAGAGGUUCGAAGAGCCGGAGGAGGCGUAGGUCCAGUUUCUAGCCAAUCGGUGGGUGCAUGUGUUUAGUGUUUCCUUUUUAAAUUUUUCACAUAUUCGAAUUGAUAGCUGGUGAACGGGUGGGCCGGGGGGUUGGUCGUGGCACGGUUAGGGUGGGUUGUAUGUGGAAUUCACCAUUUUACAUUGUUAUAGAACAUGAACAAUUUCUAAAAUUGCUCGUGAUGUAAUAUAAAUGACAAUUUGCACUUUGCGAAAUUUACAAGUAAAAAGGAAAAGAAGAUGAACACUAGUUAAAUGUUAAGCCCCUCCCCCUCUGGUCCCUCCGCAGUCUUUGCUUCGCGUCUAUGACGGUCGGUCCUAAUAUACACGACUCCAGAGAUUAGCCACGGUGUAAUUUUUUAAUCUGUACUCUUGAGCAUCGAGGUUGUGCUUUCUGUUCAUAUCCACGUUUUAGGAUAAUGAGACUGAAUCAAAGCAGCAGGUUUCACCUUUUUUGUUGUUGAACACACUUUGGACUGAGGUUGUGUUUUCCUCGCGCCUCACACACAGUAGCAGCUUGCAAACCGGAUUCUGGGAAUCAGUUCUUUUUUUUUUUUCAUAUUCUUUUUUUUCUUUUUUCUUUCAGUUUCUUAUCUUGUUUUCCGCUGUUGGAGAACCGUUUGCUUUCCGAGAUAACAUGCCGUCAUUUUAAGUGAGAAAACAAACAUAAAGACUGCUGAAGGCGAUGCGUUUUCUUUUUGUAUUACUUUUAAAAGAAGGAAAAAAAACCCGCCUCGGGUCAGUCGUAGCAUGUAAUUCGGCUUAAAUUCCUCACCGCCCUCUUAAGCUGGUUUUAAACUGUCAUAUCAUUAGCACCACAAAGGGAAGUAGUUCUCCUAGAAUCAGUUUUUUUAAUUUCGCCAUGUAUAACCUAUAUCAGGCUAAAUAAAAUGUGUUUAUGUACAGGA